AUGAAAACCCCCUCGGAUAUCAAACGCUACUGCGUCUCCGGAUACGCCUUCCUCACGGAUUCCGUGAAAUCAGCCAUGGCGCGGGCGCUCGGCGAGUGGAAUAUGCGCAUGGAUCGAAGCGCCGCGGCCAACGGCUGGGCCGAUUCACUGCCCUCGCCUUAUCCACUGACCCCGCCUCCACAUAUGCCAUCGAGUGUCCCAUCCAGUCCGGAGACGGGCCUGCUGUCGAUCAGGCAGACGGACUUGGCCUUGCGCGAGGAGUAUAGCUUAUGUGCACAUGUCGGAAGGACGGUGCAAAGAACGACGGUGUUGGCUAGCUGGAUUGUGCUUCGGGAUGUCAGGAAGUGGGAGGGGGCGGUGAAGGCGGUGGGGAACGCGGUGAUGUGGGAUGUUGCUCAGCUCGGUCGUCGGGUUUGGGGAUGGUUGGUUAUCGUGUCGGUCGUCUGGAUGGCUUUUCCGUCGGUGUUGGUGCUUUUGGGACUGGUGUGGGGAUUGAAGCUGUGGUUCCAGGCUGCUGCGUGGCUCUUGAGGCGGAUUCGGGGAUGA
This is a messenger RNA of Letharia columbiana, 546 nucleotides long. RefSeq lists its product as uncharacterized. The transcript has a single exon. Bases 1 to 546 code for a protein of 181 amino acids. The record is from RefSeq and is a predicted model, not a curated record. NCBI's taxonomy places the organism in Eukaryota, Fungi, Ascomycota, Lecanoromycetes, Lecanorales, Parmeliaceae.